Messenger RNA from Nannospalax galili (Upper Galilee mountains blind mole rat), 1077 nucleotides. RefSeq names its product coiled-coil domain containing 196 (gene Ccdc196). The record is from RefSeq and is a predicted model, not a curated record. The transcript is spliced from 11 exons. Lineage: Eukaryota; Metazoa; Chordata; Mammalia; Rodentia; Spalacidae.
AUGACAAGUGGUGAAGAUCAUUCAGGAUCUUGCUUGUCCUCUAAAAGAAAUUAUAAAACAGCAGACAGCUACUUGAAGGAAUUAAAUGAGGACUUAAAGUUAAGGAAGCAGAAACUUCCAGAGAUGCUAAAACCUCUGGAAGAUAAGAACAAUCUCUUAUUCCAGAAGUUAAUGGCUAACUUGGAGGAAAAACAAAGAAGUCUGCAGAUCAUGAGGCAGAUCAUGGCAGGGAAGGGAUGUGAUGAAUCUUCAGUCAUGGAGCUUAUUAAGGAAGCAGAGGAGAUGAAACAGAACCUGGAAAAGAAAAACAAGAUGCUUCAGAAGGAAAUGGAGAUGCUAUGGAAGAAGACAUUUGAGUCAGAAGAGCUCCAUGAUCAACAGAAAGCACCACCAACAAAACCAAAGGCAGUCAUGCAGGAUGGAAAAGCUCCCAAACCCCCCUUAUCAUUUGGUAAGACCAACAAUGAACUGGAGAUGUGAGAUGUAGAGAAAAGAUCUUUCUUCUACCAGGAAAAGCAACAGAGGAAAGUGGAAUAGAUGAAGUAUCAGGAACAAGCCAACAUCCUUCAGAAUGACUUUCAUGGCAAAGUAAUUGAGUUGAGAAUUGAAGCCUUGAAGAACUAUCAGAAUUCCAAUGACCUGAAAUUAUCACUGUACCUAUAGCAGAAUUUUGAGCCAAAGCAAACAGUUUUGAAUCUUCCGAGGUCUCAAGGUAAAAUAGGCACUACAGUUAUGGGGAGAUCAACCAACAGAAAUGAACCCAAUAUGAGAACACCAGAAUCAAAGACCUACACAGAACAACAAGGAGCUAGAGAAAGUCAGUCUGAUGAUAUAGGAGAGAGGCUCUUUUUUCUGAGGUCACUGUCAGAUGAAGCUCUGAAGGAUCAGAGGUUUUUGCUCCAUUUGCUUUGGGCAGAUUUAAAGACUAGCCAAGUGACAGAAAGCCUCUCUCCAGGAGAGCGGACGGAGGGUCAAGCGGCCGAGGCGCCACAGGAUAACCCGCCGCUUCGCCCACGGGGGACUCAGUCCCAGUGGACACCGUUCCGCCACCCACGCAGCUUUCCGAGCCGCCUCUAG